CCCAAUUGGACGGCCCGGUCCACAAUAACCGCUCCUCUACCACCAUCUCUACACAAGUGUGUGUCUGUGUGCAGUGUGUAUCUGCGGUGUGUGCAGCGCAGUGUGUGUGUGUGUGUGUGUGUGCAUGUGUGUGUGUGAAGUGUGUACCGCGGUGCGGUAGCUGUUUGGCACAUCGACAGCCGCGACCACCACCACAUCUGGUCGCCUCCUUGCGCAUCAGAUCGUGUUCUCCAUGGUCCUCUCACGGCCGGUUCGGUGAGGAGUUGAUUCGAGCCGAGGGGGAUGAAGAUGCUGACCCGCGUCCGGGCGGCGGUGCUGCUCUGCUUGUGUUUCUGGGACGAAGCUCUCGCCGGAUUCCCCAAUCAAAUCAACAUCGGCGGGCUGUUCCUGCGCGCCACGGUCCAGGAGCACAGCGCGUUCCGCUUCUCCGUGCAGCUGUACAACACCAACCAGAACGCCACGGAGAAGCCCUUCCACCUCAACUACAACGUGGACAACCUCGAGUCCUCCAACAGCUUCUCCGUCACGCACGCAUUCUGCUCCCAGUUCGCGCGGGGCGUGUACGCCAUCUUCGGCUUCUACGACAGGAAGUCGAUGAACACGCUGACGUCGUUCUGCGGCGCGCUGCACACGUCCUUCAUCACGCCCAGCUUCCCCACCGACGCCGACGUGCAGUUCGUCAUCCAGAUGCGUCCCGGGCUGCGGGGGGCCGUGCUCAGCCUGCUGGCCCACUACAAGUGGGAGAAGUUCGUCUACCUCUACGACACCGACAGAGGCUUCGGCAUCCUGCAGGCCAUCAUGGAGUCGGCUGUGGCCAGCAACUGGCAGGUGACGGCGCGCUCCGUGGGCAACAUGGCCGACCCCGUGGAGUACCGGCGCAUCAUCGAGGAGAUGGACCGGCGCCAGGAGAAACGCUUCCUCAUCGACUGUGAGGUGGGCCGCAUCAGCGCCAUCCUGGAGCAGGUGGUGGUCCUGGGGAAGAACGGCAGGGGAUACCACUACAUCCUGGCUAACCUGGGUGUGUCCAACAUGAGUCUGGACCGCGUGGUCUCUGGAGGAGCCAACAUCACGGGCUUCCAGAUCAUCAGCCCGGAGAACCCGAUCGUCCAACAGUUUGUCCAGCGCUGGGAGAAGCUGGACGAGAGGGAGUUCCCCGAGUCCCGCAGCGCCCCUCUCAAGUACACGUCCGCCCUGACCCACGACGCGGUGCUGGUUCUGUCGGAGGCCUUCCGGUACCUGCGGCGGCAGCGGGUGGACGUGUCCCGGAGGGGCAGCGCCGGGGACUGCCUGGCCAACCCCGCCGUGCCCUGGAGCCAGGGCAUCGACAUCGAGAGGGCCCUCAAGAUGGUACAGGUGACGGGCAUGACGGGGAACAUCCAGUUCGAUACGUUCGGCCGUAGAACCAACUUCACCAUCGACGUGUACGAGAUGAAGCUCGGAGGAGCGAGGAAGAUGGGCUACUGGAACGAGUACGAGAAGUUUGUGUACAUAGUGGACCCCCAGGUCACCAAUGAGUCCUCCUCUGUGGAAAACCGAACAAUUGUGGUCACUACUAUUAUGGAAGCGCCGUACGUCAUGUACAAGAGAAACUUUAUGCAGCUGGACGGGAAUGACCGGUACGAGGGCUACUGCGUCGACCUGGCGUCGGAGAUCGCCAAGCACGUGGGGAUACGCUACAAGCUGUCCAUCGUGUCCGACGGCAAGUACGGCGCCCGGGACCCCGAGACGCGCACCUGGAACGGGAUGGUGGGUGAGCUGGUGUACGGGAGAGCCGACAUCGCCGUGGCCCCCCUGACCAUCACCCUGGUGCGCGAGGAGGUGAUCGACUUCUCCAAGCCCUUCAUGUCCCUGGGCAUCUCCAUCAUGAUCAAGAAGCCCCAGAAGUCCAAACCCGGCGUGUUCUCCUUCCUGGACCCGCUGGCCUACGAGAUCUGGAUGUGCAUCGUGUUCGCCUACAUCGGCGUCAGCGUGGUGCUCUUCCUGGUCAGUCGCUUCAGCCCCUACGAGUGGCACCUGGACGAGAGCGACGAGGCCAAAGACCCCCAGAGCCCGCCAGACCCUCCCAACGACUUUGGCAUUUUUAACAGCCUGUGGUUCUCGCUGGGCGCCUUCAUGCAGCAAGGAUGCGAUAUCUCUCCAAGGUCUCUCUCGGGGCGCAUCGUGGGGGGCGUGUGGUGGUUCUUCACCCUCAUCAUCAUCUCCUCCUACACCGCCAACCUGGCGGCCUUCCUCACCGUCGAGAGGAUGGUGUCGCCCAUCGAGAGCGCCGAGGACCUGGCCAAGCAGACGGAGAUCGCCUACGGGACGCUGGACUCCGGGUCCACCAAGGAGUUCUUCAGGCGCUCCAAGAUCGGCGUGUACGAGAAGAUGUGGUCCUACAUGAAGUCGGCCGAGCCGUCCGUCUUCGCCAAGACCACGCCGGACGGGGUGGCGCGCGUCCGCAAGUCCAAGGGGAAGUUCGCCUUCCUGCUGGAGUCCACCAUGAACGAGUACAUCGAGCAGCGGAAGCCCUGCGACACCAUGAAAGUGGGCGGGAACCUGGACUCCAAGGGUUACGGAGUGGCCACGCCCAAAGGGUCGGCAUUAAGAGAUGCUGUUAACCUGGCAGUGUUAAAACUGAACGAGCAGGGCCUGUUGGACAAACUGAAAAACAAAUGGUGGUACGACAAGGGGGAGUGUGGCAGCGGGGGAGGGGACUCCAAGGACAAGACGAGCGCUCUGAGCCUCAGCAACGUGGCAGGGGUCUUCUACAUUCUGGUCGGGGGGUUGGGGCUGGCCAUGACCGUGGCGCUCAUCGAGUUCUGCUACAAGUCCCGGGAAGAAACCAAACGGCUGAAGCUGGCCAAGAACGCCCAGAACUUUAAACCGGCGCCUCCAGCCAACACGCAGAACUUCGCGACGUACCGGGAAGGCUACAACGUGUACGGAACCGAGAGCGUCAAGAUCUAGCCUCGGUAGGUCUCCUGCCGAGCCGACCUGCUGCUGAUUGUUUGGUGCGUCACAAGUUGC
Messenger RNA from Gadus chalcogrammus (walleye pollock), 3009 nucleotides. It is a transcript of the gene gria3a, whose product is annotated as glutamate receptor, ionotropic, AMPA 3a. The transcript has 15 exons. The record is from RefSeq and is a predicted model, not a curated record. Gene Ontology annotation, biological process: monoatomic ion transport; modulation of chemical synaptic transmission; synaptic transmission, glutamatergic. NCBI's taxonomy places the organism in Eukaryota, Metazoa, Chordata, Actinopteri, Gadiformes, Gadidae. The coding region runs from base 283 to 2949 and encodes 888 amino acids. Gene Ontology annotation, molecular function: transmitter-gated monoatomic ion channel activity involved in regulation of postsynaptic membrane potential; AMPA glutamate receptor activity. Gene Ontology annotation, cellular component: AMPA glutamate receptor complex; dendritic spine; plasma membrane.